Messenger RNA from Cavenderia fasciculata, 660 nucleotides. RefSeq lists its product as uncharacterized. The record is from RefSeq and is a predicted model, not a curated record. The transcript has 3 exons. Bases 1 to 660 code for a protein of 219 amino acids. NCBI's taxonomy places the organism in Eukaryota, Evosea, Eumycetozoa, Acytosteliales, Cavenderiaceae.
AUGGGUGCACUUGGAAGAGCAAGAGUAUUCCUAUGGUUGUCGACUAUAGUAAUCAUAUUGGCAGGUAGUUUGGGAGCUAUUAUAUAUAACAAACCAUUAGGAUUAAAAGGAUUGGGAGCCGCUGAAACAUUACCUGGACAAGUAUGGUACAACGCGGUUAUAGCUUUUCAUGCAGUCACCUUGAUUGGUGCUGGUUUCGAAAUUAUCAGUCGUGCAUAUCUAAUGAUGGUUGGUUCAACAUGUAGUGAACAAAAAAGAGUCUUUUUAUGUUGUUUCCUUUAUUCAAUGACAAAAUGGUGGAAAUUAAUGAUGAUUAUUGAAGUUAUUACAACUAUUGUAUUGGGUGGUUUAACAGGUUUGGUAAUGGUUCUUGGAAAGGGAACUGCCAAGAAUCCAAUUGAUUUGGUUCGUAUGGCUGCCACCGAUGGUAUCUCUGUUGUACAAGUACUUUUCACAGCUUUGAGUUUUGUUCAAGCUCGCAAGAUCCAAAAACUUCAAGAUGAAGAAGAGGAAAGACAAAUGGCAAAGAAACCAAUCCAUGCUCACGUUGGAAGUAGCAGUUCUGCCUCUGAACCACCAUGCACCAUCCUCCAAAAAGAAAAGGAACAAUCUAAAAGUGUUGAAUCCUCUCCCUCAUCAGCUGCCAUUAUGCCAGCUUAA